Molecule: messenger RNA, 3110 nt
Organism: Populus trichocarpa (black cottonwood)
Lineage: Eukaryota; Viridiplantae; Streptophyta; Magnoliopsida; Malpighiales; Salicaceae
Product: probable WRKY transcription factor 2
Exons: 6
Coding region: 834-2960 (708 amino acids)
Biological process (GO): regulation of DNA-templated transcription
Molecular function (GO): DNA-binding transcription factor activity; sequence-specific DNA binding
Source: RefSeq, a predicted model, not a curated record
UUAAAUUAUUUUUUACUCAUAAAUAUAUUAUAAUAAAUUUUUUUAUUUCUUAAAAUCCCUUCUAAACUUCAACAAUAUAAAAAAGUAAAUUUGAUUGGAUCGCGGUACGAAGCAGCGCCUUAACAAAUCAUAUCAGAACUCGUAGGACAACAACUGACCUGGAUCCUCCACAUGGCGGUGUCUCAUUGGCUAUCUUGCAAAGGACCCUACCGUUUGUUUUUAAUUAAUGGCAACGCAAAGCCCAGUCCAAAGCUGAAAAACAGUUUUGGCAGAGGUUGAUUAGAGAGUAAAAAAUAAAAAUGGCCGAGAAGUAGAAUGGAAGAUCGAUGCAGAAAGAACAAGAGGAUGAUGAAAUAUAUAUAGAGCACUCCAUCUCCAUAAAGCUUUUGUUUUUGGCCUUCUUUUCUUCUUUCCAUUCUUCAAAGAUUCCAUCCAUUUCUGGUCCCCCACCAUUCCAUUCCACAAUCAUCUCCUCUCCUUUUUAAUUUUUGUUUUAAGUAUUUCUUAACAUGGCAUCUGCAAUAACAGUAAAUAAAGGUGAUUCCUUUUGUUUUUCAAAAUCAAUAAACAUCAUCAUAUCAUUUUUUAGCUAAACAAGACAGAUAGGAAGCUGUGUUUUUUAUAUAUUUAUUGAAAAAACAAAAGUGGGUCAUUCCCAUUUCUAUUGAAUUGAAUAGAGAAGUGAUCAAAGGAACCAGAGGCUGGUGCUGGUGGUGGGUCUUUGUCUCAAGUUAUCAUCAUCUUAGCCUUGAAUCCAUAAUCAAUCAGGAACUUAGCCGUCCCCAACGCCUUCACUAAUAGUUGCUGUAGACCGUGUGCCAAGAUUUUGAAACAUGGCUGGGAUUGAUGAUAACGUUGCUAUAAUUGGUGAUUGGGUACCUCCUAGUCCAAGUCCAAGAGCUUUUUUCUCAGCAAUGUUAGGUGAUGAUAUUAACUCAAGAACAAUCCCAGAAUCUCCUGGGGAGAAAAGAAAUGAAGGGCUCUAUCUGGGACAACCAGAGCAGAUGGCAACAGGAAAUUCUGAGAAAAAGGAUGGAGCACAAACUAGUGGUGUUCAGUUGACUGAAUUAGGUACAUUUUCUGAGCAAAAAUCAAACUUUCGUGGAGGUCUUGUUGAAAGAAUUGCAGCCAGAGCUGGAUUUAAUGCACCGCGGUUGAAUACAGAAAGUAUCAGGUCCACUGAAAGUUCUAUGAACCCUGAGAUUAGGUCGCCUUAUUUGACAAUACCACCUGGUCUCAGCCCGACAACCUUGCUGGAAUCUCCAGUUUUCCUUUCAAAUUUGGCACAGCCAUCUCCAACAACUGGAAAAUUUUCUUUUUUUCCAAAUGGUAACACCAAGAACUCCACAGUGGGCUCUGACCCUCCUGAUAAAAGUAAAGAAACUUUCUUUGACAACAUUGAUUCAUCUUCAUUUGCGUUCAAGCCUAUGGGAGAAUCAGGUUCUUUUUUCCUUGGUGGAACAAGCAAGUCGCAUGGUGUGGAACCCGCCAAAACUCAGUUUGAGAGUAGAAACAGCCUCCAUUUCCGAGCAGAAUUCUCCAAAUUGACUACUGAAAAGGAUAAUGGAUGUAUUACUGUAGCAGAUCAGAGGACCUUUGACACUGUUGCUGGCAACGCCGAGCAUUCUUCCCCUCUUGCUGAGCAACAAGAUGAAGAAGGAGAUCAAAGAGCCAGUGAAGAUUCAAUGGCUGCUGGAGGCACACCAUCUGAGGAUGCAUAUAAUUGGAGAAAAUAUGGGCAGAAACAAGUAAAAGGCAGUGAGUAUCCACGGAGUUAUUACAAGUGCACGCAUCCAAAUUGCCCAGUUAAGAAGAAAGUGGAACGUUCUCAUGAGGGCCAUAUAACAGAGAUCAUAUAUAAGGGGGCACACAACCAUCCCAAGCCACCACCCAACCGGAGGUCAGCCACUGGAUCAAUGGAUACACAACUGGAUAUUCCUGAACAAGCUGGGCCACAGGUUGGUGCUGUUAAUGAUUCGGUUUGGGCAGGUACACAAAAAGGAACUGCUGCAGGAACUCCUGAUUGGAGGAAUGACAAUGUCGAGGUUUCAUCUUCAGCAUCUGGGGGCCUAGGCCCUGAAUUCGGGAAUCCAUCUUCCUCGGUACAGGGUCAGAGCGGAACUCCCUUUGAGUCAGCUGAUGCUGUGGAUGCCUCGUCUACCUUUUCAAAUGAUGAAGAUGAUGAUCGGGCUACACAUGGCAGUGUAGGUUAUGAUGGUGAAGGAGAAGAAUCUGAGUCCAAGAGAAGGAAAGUUGAAACAUAUGCAACCGAAAUGAGUGGAGCCACCAGAGCAAUCCGUGAGCCUAGAGUUGUGGUCCAGACAACCAGUGAGGUGGAUAUCCUUGACGAUGGAUAUCGCUGGAGAAAGUAUGGACAGAAAGUUGUUAAAGGAAAUCCAAAUCCUAGGAGUUAUUACAAGUGCACUAGCGCAGGCUGCACAGUGAGAAAGCAUGUGGAGAGGGCAUCGCAUGACCUUAAGUCAGUGAUCACUACGUAUGAGGGGAAGCACAAUCAUGAUGUCCCUGCUGCUCGCAAUAGCAACCAUGUCAACUCUGGCACCUCUAAUGCCACACCAGCCCAAGCUGGCAUCGCAGUUCAAACCCAAGUUCACAGACCUGAGGCAUCCCAAGUUCACAACAGCAUGACUAGUAGAUUUGAGAGGCCUCCUGCAUUUGGAUCCUUCAGGCAGCAGCUGGGGCCUUCGGCUGGCUUCUCAUUUGGAAUGAAUCAACCUGGGUUUGCCAAUAUGGGAAUGGCUGGGUUAGGUCCAGGGCAACCAAGGAUGCCAGUUAUGCCCAUGCAUCCAUACUUAGCACAGCAACGUGCAGUGAAUGAAAUGGGGUUGAUGAUGCCGAAAGGAGAAGCAAAGGUGGAGCCAGUGACUGAAGCUAAUAUGAGCCUGUCCUCCAACAAUCCAACAGUGUAUCAGCAAAUAAUGAGUAGGCUGCCUCAGAUGUAAAAUUUUUAAUUUCUCUAAUAUGUUAUCAAAACGUUUAUUUAUUAAUUGUUGUUAUGAUUUUUGUCGUUGUUACAAGGAAAAUAGGAACAUAUACUCCUAUCUAUCUAUAUAUUAUAUAGAAAAGGGCAAAUGCCACAAGUUAUUUGUGUU